CUCUUUCUCUGUCUUUCUCUCGCAUCCUAACCAACAUGGCCGCUAAGUCGGAUGGAGCAGCGGUGUCUGUGGACGAUGACAACACGCCCAGGAGCGCCUCGGAGCCGGGGAACCCCGCCGCCCGGCCCCGCUGCACGGCCGCGGGCGGGAAGCCCUACACGCCGCUGGACUGCUGCUGGGUGCUCUGCGCCCUGCUCGUCUUCUUCUCCGACGGCGCGACCGACCUGUGGCUGGCCGCCGACUACUACCUGAGGGGCGACUACUGGUGGUUCGGCUUGACGCUGGUCUUCGUCGUGGUGCCCUCCGCCGUCGUCCAGGUGCUGAGUUUCAGGUGGUUCGUGUACGAUUACACGGAGCUGAGCGGCGGGGACGGAGCAGCGAGCGGCAGCGGCAGCGGCAGCGGCGCGGCAGCGGCAGGCGGAGCAGUCACGGAGGGAGACGGCACCGUGAGCACCAAGGACAGCGACCAACGCGGCGGGAGCGUGGCGGCGGAGAAUGCCGCGAAUGCUACACCGGCUUACGCCUGCUCCUCCCCCCCACCCGCGACGCCCGGGAGAGGGGGCUCCCCCCCGCGGUGCUGCACCGUCUGCAUGUGGGUCUUUCAGUCCGUGCUGCACGUCCUGCAGCUGGGGCAGGUCUGGAGGUACAUCCAUGCCCUUUACCUGGGCGCCCGCAGCCGCUGGCACAGCGACGGGCCCCAUCGCCACUUCCACUGGCGCUUGAUGUUUGAGAGCGCCGACAUCACGAUGCUGCGACUCCUGGAGGCCUUCCUGAAGUCGGCCCCGCAGCUCGUCCUGCAGCUCAGCAUCAUGAUCCACGGCAACGCACUCUGUUCUCUCCUGUCUUUCACACGUCUCCCAGGGCUUUCCGCCUCUGCCUCACUGGUCUCUCUUGCCUGGAUGAUCGCCUCCUAUCAGAAGGUUUUACGCGAUUCCCGUGACGACAAGCUGCCGAUGUCCUACAAGGCCAUGAUUGCCCAGAUGCUGUGGCACUUUUUCACCAUCGGGGCGAGGACUGUAGCGUUUGCUCUCUUUGCCUCCGUCUUCCAGCUCUACUUUGGCAUCUUCAUCGUUAGUCACUGGUGUGUUAUGACCUUCUGGAUCAUCCAGGGUGAGACUGACUUCUGCAUGUCCAAGUGGGAGGAGAUCAUUUACAACAUGGUGGUGGGCAUCAUCUACAUCUUCUGCUGGUUCAACGUAAAGGAGGGCCCGAGCCGCUUCCGCAUGACCGUCUACUACUCUGUGACUCUGGCGGAGAACGUAGCGCUCACCGCUGCCUGGUACACCUACCGUGGGCCGCACACCUCCGACUCCUACGCCCUGGUGGUGGUGUGCCUGGUGGCCUGCAGCUUCGCCUUGGGAACCUUCUUUAUGCUGGUGUACUACUGCUGGCUGCAUCCUGACGGGCCCGUUCUGGGUUCACAAUGGGGGGCGUGUGUGGACGAGGGCGUCGUGGGAGCGGGAGGGGUGUCUGGAGUGAUUGACACCUGCCUAACCCCGUCCCAAGGGUCCCAAACGGACAUGGUGAUCACCAGCCCCCCUCGGACCCUCCCCAGGACUAAGGACACAGGGGAGCCCGUUCCUGGGGAGAGGGACAAGGACAGAGACAGAGACAGCUGCCUGCCCGUCUUUCAGGUCCGACCCUCUCCUUCCUCAUCUCCUGCUUUACUCCACAGGACCUCGUCCUCAUUGCGUGCGCAGGAAGGACCUGUGAUCCGGAUUGACCUCCCAAGGAAGCGAUACCCAGCCUGGGACGCGCAUUUUAUUGACCGGCGCCUCCGCAAGACCAUCCUGCUACUGGAGACCACAUCAAGCGUUAGUCCCCGAAUACAGUACAGGAGUAGCAUGAUGGGCAGCAAAGAGGUGCUGGAAUAUGAAACAACUGUGUGAACCAAGAGGCUGUUCAACGUACAAAUGCAGUCUGUGACCAAGGGACCCAGGAGCAGAAAGCAGUUCUCCUCCUGAGACCAUGCCAAGGGAAACAGAGGCACAAUGUGUAGAAAACAACGAUUGUAAAAUGUGAAGCGCAAUCUGGAACCGAGGCUCUGCUGUAAGUAGCAUGAGGAGCUGUGGGACGUUCACGGAGACACAAACUUUUCUAGAAGCUACAGUACAGUAGAAGGUGAGAACUUACGACCAAGGAGCAUCAGGUUCAGUCCUAUCCUGCACCAACACAACAAGCGGCAAAUGUCUCUGGCAGCGAUGAAGGUGCAGGGAUGAACUCAGACUCAGCAGAGACUUAAAGGAAAUGUUCAGACCAGUUCAUUCAGGUUUGAUGCUGACAGACGACGAACUCACUAUCCAAUAAACAACAUGGUCUAAAGAUGCCAAAUGUGUUAAAACUGGGCUGAAUCUGGUCUACGAGCUCAUCUCAUAGAGAUUCAGGUUACAUGUAGUAUAAACAGUAGGUAUUAUUUUUUCCGUGUGAAUCAGGAUGAAACCAUGAAAUAUAGUGAAGUAAUGUCUAUUAUAUAUUACAUGAAUGUCUCUCUUAAAUUUAGCCCGUUUCAAUGGUGACGUAGGCAUUCUCUGUGUGAAGGGCACAAACAAAGUAUGAAUGGAUUCGACUGAUUAAGGAUUAACUGACCUUAGGGUCUGUUCCACCAUCCUGUUAAAAGGUUCCACCACUACUCCUGACAUGUGGCCUGUGAGUCUCUGUCUGUCUAAUGUAAUGCACAACGUCUGGACUGACGGGACACAAAGGUGAUGAGCUGAAGUCCCACCGUUUACUACAGCCUCAAUCCGAUCAAGGACUCGUCUGGAAGCGUCAACCAACAAUGGAUGUGAGGAUGUGACGCUGCGACAGACAAAAGCUAUAGUUAGAGGUUUGGGGUUUUGAGUUAAUAAGGUUAAUUUUACUUGUGUCGUCCAGAAUCCGUCUAUUUUGCUCAUUAGAAUCAUGAGCAUCAUUUGUUUUGGGGGAGAAAAAUAUCUUUAAAUCUCCUUAACAGUCUUUAAUAACUUUCUACAGUACAUGGAUGUAAUCAUUCACAAGAACUAAGGAGAACACACACACAGGUUGGCAACAGCUGUUUAUUUCUGAAAGGUGUUGUCGUUUAUGGAAUGAAACCGUGUACAGGUAGUUUAGGUAGAUUCAGUGUGACUAGUUAAUGACGUCAUGUCAUGAUGAUCCAGUAGCUGGAGAGAAGGAGCAGGUCCAAACAGCGUCAAGGAUCAAAGGUUCAGCCCAGUUUACUGGUUUCUGGUUUUUACUGGUAGCUUAUCAUUGAUAGCAUUUUAUGUUUGUAGCAUUUAGAAGAUGCAGUGUUCAGAGUAAAGAGUAAAACCGCUGUGAACUCAAACCUCACCACAUAUUACUACAUGUACAACGAUGAUCCUGAUAAAUUUCUCCUAAAUGUGGAAUCGAGUCCUUCUCAGGGCAACGGAGAUGUUUGUCAUGGUGACGUUUGCUAACAGGCCUCCAAACCGCCACGGUCCAGUUCCACGCUUCAGGCUGCAGAUCACAGAAGACUCCGCUUUCACCAGUGCUGCUUGUGCCAUAGAAGUGCGAUGAGCCACAGACGUCAGUAGGAGCCAUCAAGUCGACAUCAUUAGCAUUAGAUCAGGUCACAUGAUGUGAGAUGAGCCAUCGCAUACAUUUAAAGGUGUUACAGGUGUCUGCUGUUCACCAUCGGGGGGUGGCAGAGAAAACCACGGUGGAACCAUGGUUCAGUGUUUGAACUAGUUAACAGCUGUUAAUGGUGCUGAACACGGCGAUUCUCAUGUACAGGUACCGUUACCACGACGACGAUGAGCCAGUCUUUGUUGUGAUGCUCUGAUUAUAUAUCAACUUGAACAAAAUAUGUUACGAAGUAAAGUUAGUGAAAAAACUGAAAUCAUCUUUUAAUGCAAGUAUUUAUGUUUAUUUAUUUUUGUAUUUGUUUUAUAUGAAUUGAUCUAUUGUUUACUCACUCAGUGGCCAUGUCUUUGGUAUGACUCUUAUAUUAAGAUGUAAACUGACUUUUUUUUUUACUCAUUCUCUAUGUGUAUAAACCAGAGUGACUAUCUUACUGUAUGAUGUGGGUGUGUGAGUGUCUGCUGUGGUUUGUAUGUAUACUAUGUACAGUACCACUGGAUGGAAGGGUGCUCCAGGUUUUUUUGAUAAUGCUGCUUAAACAUCCUCUGAGUGAACAAGCAGAAAACCAGUGGUGAAAAUAUCUAUGACGAUGUUUAAAAAAGAACUGUGUAGAUGGGAAUAAUAAUGUAGUAAACAUGGCUUAAAGUAUAA
This is a messenger RNA of Betta splendens (Siamese fighting fish), 4227 nucleotides long. RefSeq names its product XK, Kell blood group complex subunit-related family, member 7b (gene xkr7b). Gene Ontology annotation, biological process: engulfment of apoptotic cell; apoptotic process involved in development; phosphatidylserine exposure on apoptotic cell surface. Bases 36 to 1889 code for a protein of 617 amino acids. The record is from RefSeq and is a predicted model, not a curated record. The transcript is spliced from 4 exons. Lineage: Eukaryota; Metazoa; Chordata; Actinopteri; Anabantiformes; Osphronemidae. Gene Ontology annotation, cellular component: plasma membrane.